AUCUUAUACUGCACACAAACAGACAGACAAACAGGAAGAGGCAGGCAAGAUACAAUGCACAAAGAACCCAGACCAUACGGUUGGUGUAGUGGUUAAGACCCGGGUUUGUGACGUGGUUUGGAACAAGGGAGUCUACAUGUUUCUUCCCACAGUCGAAAAACAUGCAGAUGUGGGGAUUAGGCAAAUUGGACACCUUAAAUUGACUGGACGGUUGUUUGUCUCUAUGUGACCCUGUAAUAGACUGGAGACCUGUCCAGGGUGCACCCCACCUUUUGCCAUAUGCCCCCUGCUGCCCUCUUGUGGAGAAUAAAGCGAUAGACGAUGGAUGGAUGGGUAUACAGUAUAACCGGAUGGUCAAUUUAUUGUGGGAUGUUUUCCUUAAAGUAGUGAUACAUUUAGUACAAUGAAUGCACCAUCGCUCAUUAAUUCCCCAGAGACUGGAGCAAGACCCACAGGCACUUUUACAGAAUCUGUUUUCAAGAUUUAUAACCUACAACACAAGCAGAACAUUUAAUUGUGAUUAAAUGUAUCACACAUAUUUGAAAUGGCUGGUUUAGAAAUGGCAGAAUGGGACCCCAUAAUAAACAUGAGAUACAGAGACAGACAUACCACAUUCAAUUGGGCCUUUGCUUCAACGAGAUUGGUGAAAAUAAUACGAUUGUCCAAUCAGAGACAACAGUAGGCGGGACAUCCGGUGUAAGGGGGCGCGUUUGUGUUUGGAGGGAAGUUUAACACCGACAGACAAACAACGACAAACCACUGGGCGAAUAAAUGGAUAAACAAGUGGUGAAUGAAGUCUGUAAACAACUUCUGGGCAAACGUGACGAACUCUCAGUCAUAUUUUUGUUUUCGUUUAAUAGGAUGAAUAUGUAAAAGCGAUGUGCAGUUGAGUUAACAUGUCGGGGCAUGUCCUCAGUCGCUACUAGCUCCGCUACCACAGAGUUUGCCGCAGUGCGUUGGAUUCAGGCUGCGAGUUUAUGCGGAAGAUGCCGAUACGCGAUCAUAAAUAAUUUAAAAUCGAAUGCUAUUGAUCAUGGACCAAAAGAAGAAGACCCUGGAAAGUCAGCUCAGGAAAGCGGUGAACGAUGGACAACCCAGAUUAGUGCAGCUGCUUCUGUCACAAAGUGCAUGUCCUGACCUGGUGGGCAGUAAAGGGGUGGCUGCCAUGCACUUGGCCGUUGGAAAAGAGUCUGAGAAGAACACACGCUGCUUGAAAAUGUUGCUGCAAUCUGGAGCGGACCCUAAUGUCAGGUCAUCAGAUGGCCUGACUCCUCUCCACAUUGCUGCUUUGUGGGGAUGUUUUCAAAAUCUGAAGAUGCUCUUGAUGAAUGGAGGUGAUCCAAACAUUAAGGAUAAUGAAGGAAAUACACCAGGGCAUCUUGCUGAGCAACAGGAGAAUAGAAAAUGUGCCCUGCUCCUUCAGGAGUACCAGACCAGCUCAGCAGAGGAGGACGGAUUCCCUCAAUUCCAAUAUUCUGUGUAUUCGGACCAGUCAGACAUGUCCAGCUAUCCUGGUUCAGACUGCAGCUUCACUUCUCACUCAUCUAUCAUCAGUGACUUUGGCGAAGCCCCAUUAAGCAGCACAAGGCGCUCAUCAUUUUUAAACCCAUAUAACAGACUUUCUAAUAUGGAGACUAAGAGUCAUCACAGCCAGGACUGGAACAAUUCCUUUGCACACUGGGCAGCUGAAGGUCCCUCCAUACUAUCAAGUACUCGCAUGUCUUGUGUGGGAACUGUAGCUCCAAUGCCAAUUCUUAAGGAGGAUGAUGUAUUUAUUGAUGAAGAUGUUUCCACACUUAAAUCAAAAGAAAAUACUGCUACAACUAACAGCAAAAUGUCUCCAUCCAGAAGAGACACUCUCCCAGCACUUCUCUCUAGGCGAGCAAGUCGCAAGAGUGUGAGUUUUAGGGAUGUAGAUGAAUAUUUCCCUGUUUUUAGUCCAAAUUCUCCCAAAGAGCAGCCUGCUGGUGAUGGCAGAGAGUGCCCUAGUUACUUAUCCUUUGACCUUUCUGAAUAUUCUGACUUCCUUGACUCGGACCGCAUGGCCACAGUUUUAAACAAGCAGGGUAUUGACGUGACGUCACCAGAUCACGUAUACAUUUUCUGCAGGGAGAGCAGCACAAGCACAGAAGAGGACAUGGAGAAAACCGUCAUCAAUCAUUGUGCUUUGGAAGAGAGUGAUGAUGAACAGCAGGGGGAAAAUGUAAAAAAUGUGCACGCAAAUGUAACUGAAAAGCCAGCACAUCCAUGCGGGGGCAGCAGUAGCAGUGGGACCACUAGUAGUCAUUAUAGUAGCUGUGAGAGUGACCAUUACACCAGUGCUUUGGAUGUUUCCUUGCAUCCCAGACGGGCUUUACUUCCUGAAGCAGAGGACGUUUCUGCUGACUCUGAAUCUGAAGCUGAAUCUGGCAAAAAGACUUCUACACAUUCUGAUUCUGUGUGGCAAGAUGGGAAUCUUCCACACGUUAAACUCCAGAUGGAUUCAGAGCAUGAAAUGUUAGCACAUUUACCAGGAAUCCUUGGUGAACUUAACUUGUGUGAGACAAAACAUACAAAAAGUGAUGCGUUUGCUUGCGAUGGGCAUGUGGCGGACAAUACAAGCGAAGAUGGUGUUGACAAGGUGGCUCCAAGGCUGACUAGAGACACCACAUCUGAUCAGGCAGCUGAGAUAUCAGAGGAUGUAGCUAACCUCCCGUUCACACCCAGUCCUUUUGUAACUGGCAGGACUCGCUCGAGGUUGAGUCGCUGUUCGCUGAGAACAAGCAAAACACCAGAGAGCCUCUUCACUGCAUCUUCUCUGUUUGAGGAGACCCUACCUACACCAGUUCGAUCACACCGCCAGACACCUAGAUAUCAGAGCAGUGAAGAAUAUUACAGUUCACCACACAUACCUUGUUUUGCACCAACCUAUACAGGGCAUAGCACAGGAGAAGACUCAUUGCACGAGGAAAGCCAGGACACACAGUCCAGCACCCUCAAAGUGGGUUCAACUGUUAGCAGUAGCCAAGCGGACACUCUCAUCCUCCCCAAGAGCAUAAGCGACAGUGACACUGAAUCACAGACUUUAUCAGAUACGUGUGUACUGGAGAAAAAACAGGACUCUUCACUUAAUGCAUAUGAAAAAAACCUUGACGAUAUUAUGCUUGCUAUGCAGUGCCAAGAUCAGAAUCUUUCUGAAGGUGGGGAUUUUAUGACGAAUGAUCUGACAAGUACAGAUGAGGCGACAACAAAAGGAAAGGUAAAUGAUAACCCUGUUGAGGAUGGAGUAGCCAGUCUAAAAAAUGAAGAUGGCUGGCUCACCGAGGACUGGAGCACUCAGCCAGACUCUGUUUCCUCUUCAUCCAGCUCCAGCUACUUUUCCCCUAGGAGGUCCAGGGAAGAUUCUGACCCGCCGUGCACCCCUGGCACUGGAUGCACCCCAAGGUAUAGCAUGAGCAGAGUGUCUAGUUGCCACAGGCCACAAAGCCUGGCUAACCUGUCUUACACCCCUGGGGGGCGUCCACUUAUUCAAGAUCUGGACGAACCAGUGGAGUACCUCUACACUGACACAACACAUGGUCACAAGUUGAUUGAGACCCACGUCCCACCAACAGCAAACACCUCACUCUCCUCCAGCAUGAGCACGACCAGCAGUGAGGAUACCAUCCUUUAUGACUGGCAUUCCUUGCAGGCCAAAGUGGUGAGCAAUGGAGGGAAGGAGAACCAGAAACCUCUGAGGGGGAUGCAGAAAGAGAAAAAUGGUGAGCGCGAGGAUCAUUUUUCGCCAAAGACUAAAGGGAUGACUGACAAGGAGCUGAGACAGAGACUGCUAGAAAUGGGCGAAAGUCCAGGACCCAUCAGCAGCCGGACCAGGCCCACCUACCUACGAAGGCUAUGUCGUCUGUUGCAGGAGUCAAACUCCCAAUCACCUCAUCACCAGAAACAAUUAGACCAACCACAAACACCAACAGGUUAUAAUCCAGAAUUGCGCCGGGCCCUGCACACGUUCAAGCUGCCUAGUUGUCAGGCAGACGAGCAGGAUUUGUGUCUGCAGUUUGACCAAGCAGACCAAAAUAGAAAGUGGAGAGAGGGCAUCAUCAAGUCAAGCUUCAACUACCUGCUGCUAGAUCCAAGAGUGACAAAAAACCUCCCUUUCCGUAGUCACACCAUGACGCCGCAGGAGUGUUUCCAGACUUUUAUCCAUGCUAUAUUUUAUGUGGGCAAAGGGAAACGCUCCCGUCCCUACAGCCAUCUGUAUGAGGCUUUAGAGUACCACAGAGGGGACAAGACCUCCAAGAAACUGUGCCCCAAAGUGCAGCACAUCCUUGAGGUAUGGAAUGCCGGACAGGGCGUCAUCUCUCUGCAUUGUUUCCAGAACGUCAUCCCAGUGGAGGCAUACACAAGAGAGGCCUGCAUGGUGGAGGCCAUUGGUUUGAAGAUGCUCACUAAUCAGAAGCGAGGUGAUUUUUAUGGCGUGGUGUCAAAUUGGCAGACAAAGCGGAAACAGGAGCUGGGUGUCCAUCUGCUCUACAGAGCCAUGCAGAUAUUCCUGGCUGAGGGUGAGAGACAGCUCAGGCCAGCAGACAUCAGACAGUAGUGACCCCUACUGGAGAGGGCUGUGAACUGCAGUAAAAGACAAUGCAUAAAGGGGGGGAGCCACAAGUCACUCACUGGAAAUCUUCUGGUGAUUUACUCCUGUUAAGUCCGUCACUGAAGAUUGUGUUUACAUUUAAAAAUGUCUACUGAUUCCACCUUUUUUCGAUAUGUAUUCAAAUCAAUUCUGCCUGAUUUUCUUUUGUGUGCAUUAUUUUUUUGUAUGUUCGAUUGUCGCUUUAUUUCCUUCAUGCAUUACCCGAGGGAAACAACAAUGUUUGAUAAUUAACUAAUGAAAAAGUUCAGGUGGAACUCGUGUCAAAUGUCAAAACAAAUAAGCACUACAGUUAAUUUGCAGAAUCAUGUAAUUAUGUUUUCAGAUUGUUUCGCCGUCUUCAACUAUCUUAUGAAAAAUAUUCAUGUCAGCAGGUGCUGCUAUAUAAACGAUUCAAAACACAAUUUUAAUUAUUUUGGCAGGUAGAAUGAUAUUAGCAGAGGAAGCCUGAUACCUUAUCACAUUACUUUCCUGUUCUUAAGAAGAUCUGGAGAAUUGAUCAGUAGUCAAUAAUUGAUACCUUGCUAUGUUUCAUGAAGGAAUUGGCAGCAGAGUGUAGAGGAAGUUGAGAAGUUUGUUUUAAAUACGUUAAAUACUAUGUUUCCGUGGCUUAGUUUUGUUGUGCUCAAAUGUUUUUUGCAGAAAAGCUGAUGGUGUUGGAGCCUCCGAUAGUAAUUGCUGUUUUGUUUAUUGUGUACGAUGUCAUAAUAAUCAGGUUUAUGUAGAAGACGGACGCUUGAGUUUGUAGGUAGACUCUAUCAGCACAAGUUAGCAGAACAGAACUAUCGUUUGUGAUAUUUUACGUGUGGUGAUCCAUGUAAAAUAUCAGGGCCUAGUCUGUAUUUUAGUGACUAUUUCAAAUGAACAUAAUAGUUAUAAAAAUGUUUUCCCACUGCCAUGUUCUAAUUAUAAAUGUUAAGAGUGAUGUGCUUCAAAACCGUUAAUCAUCACACUCUCGUUAAUACUUCACCAAUCUGGAAGCUGCACAGUCUUUAUCUCUCGCUAAAGGCUUUAUGAAUCAUGAUCUAAAAUGUGUAUUUUAUAAAAAUUCUAUUUUUUUUACAUCAUCAGUCCCCUGGUGGGCGCAACAACAUUAACAUUUAAUUAUGAAAUACAUGUACUGCAUGCAAAUAAUUCCCUCUGUUAAUUUAGCUAGUUUUGAUACCAUGUUUUCAUAGUUAAAAAUGUGUCUGAAAUGUUUUGUUUGAAUAUCAAAGCACGUCUAUCAUUGUAGGUUGAUGAUGCAUGGAAGCCAAUAUGUGUUAUGUUUUAAAAGAAAUACAGAAAACAAACUUGAA
Messenger RNA from Solea solea (common sole), 5925 nucleotides. It is a transcript of the gene ankle1, whose product is annotated as ankyrin repeat and LEM domain containing 1. The transcript has 9 exons. NCBI's taxonomy places the organism in Eukaryota, Metazoa, Chordata, Actinopteri, Pleuronectiformes, Soleidae. Gene Ontology annotation, molecular function: endonuclease activity; protein binding. The record is from RefSeq and is a predicted model, not a curated record. Bases 1022 to 4576 code for a protein of 1184 amino acids.